This is a messenger RNA of Octopus bimaculoides (California two-spot octopus), 4339 nucleotides long. Its product is annotated as M-phase inducer phosphatase 1. NCBI's taxonomy places the organism in Eukaryota, Metazoa, Mollusca, Cephalopoda, Octopoda, Octopodidae. Gene Ontology annotation, cellular component: cytoplasm; nucleus. Gene Ontology annotation, molecular function: protein tyrosine phosphatase activity. The record is from RefSeq and is a predicted model, not a curated record. Gene Ontology annotation, biological process: positive regulation of G2/M transition of mitotic cell cycle; protein dephosphorylation; G2/M transition of mitotic cell cycle.
UGUGUAAAUACUGGUUGUUGAUUGGUUCGAAUAAAUUUAUGUUUGAAAAUUGUGGCGCCGACGUUUUCUUAGCAUUCCUUGUUAGUUGACCAAGAUAGUCUUAGGCCAGUCGCCACCCUAGUGCUCUUUUAGCACACCGAAUUGGCGUUAAAAACCACGAAUGUACAUUUACACGUCAUCUGCGAUAAUAACUAUUUGUAACGUUUAUUUAUUUACCCUAUAACAAACAAAAAAAAACCCCACAAAACGCCUGUGCCUCUUAGUUUGUAGAAAAAAAAAUAAGGUUGAAUGAGUUUUUUUUAAAAUUAUUUAAUCACGCCUACAGCUAUUUACUAAACACUUCUUUGUGGUUGAGAUAAUCGGUAUUAAACCCUCUUGGAGAGAUUUAGAGACACGAGGACAGCGUUAACUAGAAAUUUCUGUUGAUAUUUACCAGAAAGUCUAGUUUUGAGUAGUUCUUGCUUGUUAUAAUCGUAAAUAUAUCGAAUUUCAGCUAAGCACCAUCGUUUAAACUCUUGAAAUGUCUAGUUUUGGAAGAUCGUUACAAAUAAUGGCUUUAGAUUGUAAUUCGUCGAUAACUAAAGGCGAAAACAAUGGAAACUUGCAUUCCCCUGUUACAAAUCUGGCGAUGAACCUAAGUGAACUUCGAACUGACAGGUCAACUCCCAAAAGACGUUUAUCGCUAAAUACCGUGGAUAGUGGGCCAAUAUUAUCAGAUUGUUUUAAAGACUCUCCGACUCCGUUUUAUUCACCUUCCGAGGAAUAUAGAACCAAACCACAGAAUCCUUCCUUUUUAAAACAGAGUUCUCUUACAAAUAGUGAAGCACCUCCAUUAUUUGAUGUGAAAAACUUUGAAUACGUGGAUAGUCCUUUGGAGACUGAACAAGAUGAUAGCAAUUCAAGAGACAGUGGCUUGGGUUAUGAAAAAGAAAGGGAGGACCAGUUUCAGUUUGUGCCACCCUUGGGAAUGCCACCACGUAAAGUGAAAAUGUUUGAGGACAGUUUGGACUUCGAGAUCAAUCGAAAAUUUCAUCGCUCUCUCUCAGCUCCUUUGAUAAAGAAAGAGGAUAUUGAAUUUUUGCAACGAGAUAACAGCCCCAAAAAAACAGAGAAUGAAAGAGAUGAUGGUUUCUCUGAUCAUUUGGAAACAAUGGACACAGCAGCAGAGACAGUAUCAGACAGCAUUAAAAGCCUCAUUGAAGCACCAUUAUCUUCACAAGCUUUGGAGAAUGCUGAAAACACAAACAGCUACAGAUUUGGAAGUUCCUUAGAUGACACACCAACUACUAUGCGUGUUGCAAAAUCCAUAUUCCGCACACAAUCCUUCGACGUGAGAAGACGUUCCAUAAACAAGCGUGAUCGAAUAAAAGAUGAGAAUACACCUGUCUAUCAAAAACGGCGGAGACCGACAAAUGGAAAGAUAUCCCCAAUUUUAAAACGUUCUCACUCAGAGACAGAGGCUCAGAUCAAGGCAGCUGUUCAGAGAAUAUCACAUAAUCCAUCUUUAAUUGGCGAUGCAUCAAAGACAUACUGCUUACCAACAAUAACUGGAAAACAUGGAUAUCUGAAGUCAGUUACUCCUCAAACUGUAAAAGAAUUAUUACACGGGCACUAUGAUUAUGAAAUAAAUUCUUACUCCAUAAUAGAUUGUCGCUAUCCGUAUGAAUUUGAAGGUGGACAUAUUAAGAAAGCAGAAAAUCUUUAUGAUGAAAACAGCAUUUAUAAGAAAUUUUUAGAAAAUCCCCCAAAAAUUAGUGAUUCAGCAAAAAGAGAUAUUGUUGUAUUCCAUUGCGAAUUUUCUUCUGAAAGAGCACCAAAGUUAGCAAAAUUCCUAAGAAGCAGAGACCGAAAUGCAAAUGAAAGCUGUUAUCCAUUUCUGUAUUACCCCGAAAUUUAUAUUCUUGAUGGUGGUUACAAAGCUUUCUUCGAGAAAUGUGUGGAAUUUUGUGAACCUCCAACCUACAAGCCAAUGCUACACAGUGAUCAUUCCAGUGAUUUGAAACACUUCCGAGGAAAAUCUAGGUCAUGGGCUGGAGAAAGAACUCAUCGAAGUGGUUUACGGCAGUUAAACUUUUAGAUAUUACAGAUUCACUAAAAUAUUCAUUUUUGUGUGUGUUUGAGUGUUUGCUGAAAGAUAUAAAACGACUUAUUGGAAAAAGUAUUACUGCGUCAUUAUUACAUAAGUGCUGUGUGGAAUGUUAGUAUUGCAUUAGCGAAGAAUCAAAAGAAAUCAUCUAUUUGGAAAUUCAAUUAUGUUCUUCAUUGAAUUGUAAAAAUUUUUUGUUUCUUUCAUUUUAUCAUGUUGUCUGUUAGAAAUGAAAAUUUUACUAUCAAUGUAUGAUCUUAUAUUUAGUUAAAUACAUGUUUGAUAGACUCACCAUCUAUUUAACUAUUAGAGCUUCAUAUAUUCUUUAACUUAAUAAAAACCAAAUCUAUGUCAGGUGGCAAAAGAAUAUAACCUUCAGUAGAACCUCUCUCUCUCUUUCUGUGGGUUGGCUGGAAUCUAAUUAUUUUGUGAUGUGAAUCAAUGUUGAAGAUGUAUGGCUUUUUCUUACAAUUCUGGAAUCACAUUAUUUAUUUUCAGAACAAAUGUGGUUUUUCUCUGAAUAUUUCUUGGAUAUUUUUCUAGUGUGUCUUUACAAAGUUUUCAUCAAACAAAUGAAAAGAACCAUAAUUUUUUUAAAUUCAAACUUUUCACACCAUUAUCAUUCAUCUUUAUAUAUAUAUUUUUAAUGUAAAUAAUUUUUUAGCAAAAGCUAUUUAUCAAUGAAAUCAAUUAGAGCUUUUCUAGUAAAAUUUUCAUGUUUCUUUAGUUCAUGAAAGUUAUAUCUAAAAACAAAUUGUUGCCACAACUUGGACAAUUGAAGCCUUUCAAAUGAGAUGAGAUUUUAGUUGCAAUUUAAUUUCUAAUUUUCAAAGUUAAAUUAGAUUAAUGAAUUCUUGCUGAAAUAUCUGUAAGUUAUUGAAAGAUGAAAUUUAAUCACUCAAGAAAAGAAAACAAUUUUUAUAACCAAUCCACUUGAUUAUCUUGGAAUCUUUUAAGCUAUCUAUAAAUUUAACCUGUGAGUAAUUUAGUCUCAUUUCCAGAUUCGUUUUUCUUUAAAAGAAUAUAACAAGAGUCAUUAAGUCUUGCUCAACUUUUAAUUUCGGUAAAUGUGCCCAUAUUAUUAUAAAAUUAAACUUCCCAGAGUAUUAUUAGUUAUAAAAAGAUGCAAAUAUUUUCCUGUUUUAAAUGCUUACUUUAUUAUAGUUCAAGAGUGAAUAAUUUUUAGGGAUGUUAAAUAAGAAAUUUCAACUCCACAAAAUAAAAAUUAUUUUUGAUAAAAUUUAAACAUUUUGAUAUUUGCCAGGAUUUUCUGUAAUAUUGUGAAAUUAUCUUGAUAUUACUGUUUAGGAUAUUUAGAAGCUGUGUUACACAUAAAGUAGCCAUCAUGUAAAGAAAUUUUCGAAUAAAUUUUUAAAAAACCAGCUAACCUCACAUCACCUUCAAGUAAUUUGUAAAUCCUUCAACAUGUAAUUUUGUUACAAAGUAUUAUGAAUUUCUUUUCAGAAUCAUUUCCUUUUAUUAAUUUAUGAAGUGUAAGGAAGUGGUGUACAUAAAUUGUGUAUAUAUUAACAUAUUUGAACUAAAUAAAAACAUUAUCUGCAUAGCCACUGACAGAUACCUUCAUUCAUGUUGAACUUUGAGUAAAUAAGAGUUGAGUUUGUUUUUUUUUUCUUGGAUAUAAUCAACAUGAAUUAGUGAUGUUUUAACCAGUAAGCCACCUCUCUGGCCAGCUGUGACUAUUGUGCUAUAAAAUUAUUUAUCCAAUGUCUAACAUUUCUUAACUGCACUUUGGGUAUCAUGGAGGGUCAACUGUUAUUGACUUUUCCUUUGAAAUCUAAGUACUCUAACCCACAGCAACUUGGUUAAACUGAAGCAAAUGAGAAUGCAUCUGAGUAUUCAGCCACCACUACUUAAAAAAAAACAACACACACACACACAUUUCAUAUAAAAUUGCAUGGAAUUUGAAAUCACAGCGAGACAAGUUCAGUAACUUAUCUAUUUGAUCAUUUCAUCUCUUUCAUUGUGUUAUAGUGGAAAACAAAAUAAUUGUUCUUAAUUGAUAUUUGAGGUGUUUUCUUGUUAUUCCAAUUCAGCAAAAUAUGUUCAAUUAAUGAAAAACAUUAAAAUUUGUAAUAUUUACUUAUAGCAAUUAUUGUUAUAAGUUAAUGUGGCAAAUAAACUACACUUGUUUUGUCUUUGUCUGCCUGUCUCUGUCCCUGGACAUUUAAGAAAGAAAACUGGUUUUUCUUAUCUCACAAAUUGUUGGAAUUCCGUAAUAAAUAUGUGCUCAAA